UGUGUUCGGGCGCGAGUUCGGCACUUUUUGAACGGGACUUCAGCUCUGCGUGUGUGUGCGCGUGUGCGUCGUUGUGUGUGUUUACCCGCAAAGCUAUGCUACAAUAUUUGAAGCAACUAAUGCUGAUAUAGAGGAAAAAUUAUCAAAUUAAAUGCAAAGUGAGACAAAAGCAAAGCAAAAACCAAAGUAAAGUCUGCCAUAUUGUGGUUUACCGUUUAUCAGACAGUCGCAAAUACGCCGCUACAUACGUCGGCAAAACAUAUCAAGGAAGGGAUUAAUUUUGACUGAAAAAUUCACUUUAAACAUCGCUCGAGAUAGAAUAACUUUGACAGCAUCAAGCAAAAACGAAUUGAGGCAAACCAAUCGGAACGAACCAUCAUCCAAAAGUGCGUUGCGGUUCCGCCAAUUAAUAUCGAUGUUGAAGCGAAUCAGUGUCAAUCAAGGCGGGGGAAAACGACAGAAAUUUCCCAAAAUAUGCGCCGGCAAAUACAAUCGUCGGACGCUAUAAUGAGCCAUAUCAGUGAACAAAUAUUAUCAAUACCAACAGCCACUCGAAUGGGAAAUGGCCAAAACAAUGAGCAGCAUCAUCAGCAGCAUCAGCAGCAUCGUCAUCAUCAUCAGCGGCAGCACUUGAGUAAAUAGAAAAUCAGCGUUCAGAAUCAAUACAGAAUCAAUACAAAUAGUGAGUGGAAGAUAGACGGAAAUUGAUUGUCAACAUUAUUCGGUGUCGCGCUGCCGAGCAAAGCCCUCAAUAGAGAUUGCAAAGAAACCACCGAAGCGAGCGACGAACAAAGGGAAUCCCCCAGCGAAGAAAUGGGCGGUAAGCAUCACGGAUCCGGCGGUGGAUCCGGAGGACCAGGAGCCUCCUCUGGAGGUGGCGGUAGUCUCAACUCGAGCCUGUGCAACUCGGUGCUGACAAAUGCCACAACGGCCAGCAACAGUCUUACGCAGCAGCAACAGCAGCUGCAGGCCAAGUACAUCAAGUCGAAGCGGCAUCAGAGCCGCUACACCAGCCUCCAGCAUCCUGGCCAUGAUUCUGGCAGCUAUCUGCACCUUAAUUCGCUCUGGUCCAUCUGGUAUGGGGUGUUGCUUACCCUGUUCCAGGGAUACCUGGCCAUGCAUGGAGCUUACAGGUUCCUAGGCUGCUCACUGAUUCCCUGGAAAAUAGAGCCCGUGGCCGAACUAAAUCUGCAGAUAGUGCUCUCCGGAGUGGUGUUCAUCCUUUUGCCAGUCUUUUUUACAUCGGCAGUGUUUAAGGUUGGCAACUUGGCGAACGAUGGCAUCAAACUGGCCACCGGUGCCAGGGAGCGACGGUGCACUCUCUCGCCGCAGGAUGGCCUCGAGGAGGAAUCGCGGGGCGGCACCCUGCGUGCUUUGUGGACACAUGGUGGACCCACGGCGGCUUUUGUUCACAUCCUGAUUGCCCUGUGCCUGCUCCUGCCCCGACUCCUGCUCGAGGCUCGCAUCAUUGAGAACGGAUUGCUGCCGAAAGAACAAAUUUGGGCCACUGAAUUGGACUUUGUUGUGAUCAAUCGACGCAAUUUGAUGGCCAUGUCGGUGGUGGGACCCACACCCGCAUCCGCAUCAGGAUCCUCCAAGCAGGAGGAGCAUCACUUCCACCAUCAACAACAGUCCACGCUGAAUCUAACCGCAACGAGUUUGGAGCAGGAUGAGGAAGACUACUUUAACGAUACCAUGUUCACGGCUCUCCGAGGAAAACAGGUCCCCUUCCCGGGCUCUGGUCCGGUUGUCGGAGGCAAUAACAACUUGUUCGACCUGCGACCCGACAAGACUGCUGCCGGCGGCAGGAAGGCGGCCAAGACAACGGCCACGACCAGGACAACUUCAACGCAACUGGAGGUUGGCAGGGGCCAGUACUUUGAAGUGCCCGAUUUAAUUAAUCAAGAUAUCGAUGAGGAGGAGCGCCAGGAGCUCGAGGAGGCCAUGCGGGGCGACAACGACGAUGACGACGGGGAGGAGCCGGAGCCGGAUCCGGAUGAGGGUACCGUCAUCAUGCCCGAUUUCGAUGAGUUGAUGCCAAAAACAACCGCUGGUGGCAACAAGUUGAAUGUGGAAAAUUGGCAGACACUCGGGACCCUCGGAAAGGAAAGGAGCACGACCAGCACCAGUACGAGUACUACUCCUUCCACAACCACAAGUACAACGACAGCCAGCACCACGACAACUACAACUACAACUUCAACUAGUAGCAGCACCACAACAACCACCACAGUGAAACCUGCUGUGUUGGCAACCAGCCGGCAACCGCAACACCAUCACCAUGGCAAGACCCGGAAGCACCACAAGCACCACAAUAAAAAGGGACAGCAGCAGACACCGCGUCGCCACCACGUGGCCUCACACGAACAGGCGAUCCUCGAGAGCUUUCCGGAGGAGGAGACCACCACCCGUGACAGCAGCAUUCAUCGCGUGAAACCGGAAGUUCUGCCCGAGGUGCCCAUUCCCUCGACACCCGUUUCCACAUCCAACUCCAAGAUUAUAGCCAUUAAGCCAAAGAAUCAGAAGCGAAGGAUCUCGAAACGUGCUGCCGGAGUGGAAAUUGAACCGGAGUACUUGCUAGGCGACUCCACCAUAAAUUCCAGCGAAUUUGUGGCCAAGUCCAAUGAGGAUGAGCCGGAGGAAAGUGAGGACUUUGAGCUGGAGGAUGGGGACUUUCAGGCAGUGCCUGCCCUAACCCCGGCUCCCCCAACGCCGGCACCUGGUAAGGGUGCUGGCCAGGAGUACGUCCGCUUGGAUGGCUUUGCCGGAAUGCUGCAGCUCUUCUUUGGCAUUGACAAGCCCAUCGAUGUGGCAAUUUUCUCGCAACCUCCCAGUGCGGAGUUUGUGAAUCUGUUGUGUGCAUUGCUGGUGUGGUCAGUUCGUUAUCCAGCCGUAUUUUGGAACACCUCCAAGGCCUUUGCGUGUGUCUUUAGCCUACAGAUGGUAGUGGCUGCCCUGGACAUCAUCCUGGGCUAUGUGGGAGUCUCGAAUUUGUACAAGCUGCAGAUUUAUGCCGAGGCCAUGCCUGUGCAUCAACCGGGUCUCAUUCUGAAUGCUGUGGUAACGCUUGCCUUGUACCUUCUCUCCACUGCCUUGGUUUUGGCCUCCUCGAUGGUGAUGUACUUGUAUGGACACGGACGCCUGGCCACAAGGAUGCGGGAUCGCUCGAUUAUCACAUUGAAGAGUAAUCAAACCUGGAUCUACUUUGCUCACUGCGCCUCCCUGUGCUUUGUCCUGGCUCUGGCGGUGGUAAAGGCACCGCUCCUCAAUGAUCUCAGUGCCACUUAUAAGAACAAUCUGCAUUGUCCUACGUUUUUAGCGGCUCUCGUUGGGGUGACGCACCUGCUCCUGUGGAUCGUCAUCUGGCUGUGCCUCACAAUCAAGCGGCGAUGGCACUUCAAGCUGCCUCCCCUGGAUAGCUCCUAUGGCGGUCUGCUGGGCAAGGCCAGUGCCCAGCCGCUCCUCAUGGCCAGCGGUCAGCGGACGGGCAGCAAUUCGAGCAGCAGCGGAUGCAAUUCCACCAGCACCACGGUGAAUGGAGGUGACUCCUCGAAGCCGGACAUGAUGAGCACCGCUACCAGCACGGAGCUGGGCAUGGGAAUGGGUGGCGGGGGUGGCGGAGGAGGCGUUGGGAGUGGGGUCAUGGGAUUGGCUGCCCAGGAGGAUAUCUAUUGGCCCAAACUGACGCCCAGUUCGCCCAAGCUGAAGGUCACCUUCAACGAAGUUACGAGUACGUCUGAUGAUGUCCUACUAAUUGGUGACCAAGAACAAACUGAUGGCAAGCGCCAUACGAGCCGUGGAGCCUCGAUAUGUUUUGCCAGUGCUGCGGGGGAAAUUGACGACGGCGAGUACGCGACACUAAGAGCAGCAACCGCCGGCGCCGUUGUGGGCAUCACAAUGGGCAGCAUGAAGACAGGCAGUGGUGGUGGCGUCAGUUCCACCUCCGUGGGGGUCAGUCUGCUCCAUCUCUCCGAGUACGAUGAACUACCGCCGCCGCCUCUGCCAUCGUCUUCAACUUCAAACCCCCAGCAACAGCAGCAGCAUCAGCAGCAGCGGCAUGCCCAAUCCUUUGCCCAUGGACAGCCCCAUACCCAUGACUAUGCCAACCUUAGUGGAUUGGGGGGCAUCAGCGACGACAACAUCUCCGAGGAGGGCAAACUGCUGGCCUGCGUAAGAGAUGACAGCAUCACCUACGCCUCCACCAGGGACUUGGAGCCUCCACAUCCGACCGCUUCACAGGCACCGCCUCCACCGCCGCCGCUGCCCGUCAAGGGUGGACCCACUCCACAGCCGCCGGCAUUGCAGCCUCACCCAGGAACAGUCAUCUAUGGCCGUGCUCCCCAAGCCAUGCCCGAGAUGAUGCAGUUGUCGCCAGAACACCAUCACCCCAAUCCACUUCAGCAUUCCCUGCAGCACCAGCAGCAGCAGCAUCCUCUCCAGCCGCAGCAGCAGCAGCCGCCGCCGCACCAUCCUCUCCAGCAGCAGCCGAGCAAUCCGCAUCAGCAUCUAGUCAGCCCCUUGGCACCGGUCACGGUCGCAGUUCACACCAACGAAGCGCAUAUCGCCUCCAGUUCCACACCCCGUUGCCUGCGACGCGCCGACUCGGGCGUUCCCAAUGAGGCGUUGACGCCUCGCAGUGACACCACCUCCACCACCGAGAGCACCAAUACCACAUCGCCGCCGGAGCGUGCCCCUUCCGAGUCCUCGAGCGGCGUUCACUCUGGCGAGGAGCGUGAACUGGAAGUCAUCAUAAGGCCGCGUGCCACCAGCAAGCCGCCACCGCGUCCCCCACAGCCGCCCAUCCAGGAGGAACCCUACGGUCGCUGCACCAACAUGCGUAUGUCCAGCUUUAACGCCGAUCCACCCACCAUCCCGUCGGCAGUCAUCAACAGUGCCACGUUGCCGUUGCAGCGAACGGUUCCCGAACAGAGAUUCGACUAUACGGCGCACUGCAGCACAAUGCCGCUGCCGGUGGGCUGCCACAGCCAGCAGCUUGCCGGGAGCGGUGGUUAUGCCUCCACCUCGGCGAUGACAAGCUCCAUGGGCGGCGGGGGGUGCAUGCCACCACCGCCGCCGCCGCAAGUGUCCAGCUUCAAGACACCCAGCUUACACUAUGCCAACGCAGCGGUGGCCCUGGGCAAUGGCAACAACAACGGUGGCCAGCAACCGCACACCACGCUGCCGAAUGGAGUGCGAUACUCGAAUCCACAUUUCCUGCGCCGCCUGCCGCAUGUGACCAAGGCGGCAGAGUCACCGUAUGGACAUCUGGGCUAUGGAGCCGGUCAUCAUGCAUUCGCCAAGCUGCCGCAUGAGACGCAUCCCACCAUUCCGGAGGAUCGUGAUUCGGCCAACUAUUCAAUGGCCUCGGACCAGGACUGUGGACUAUAUGUGACGGCUCAGCUGCACUAGGAUGGGAUGGGAGGAUCUACUAUACCUUACUAUAACCUUAGAUUCAUAGCUUUGCAAUACUAAUUGCGAUACGACAUACAAACCUAUUCAGUUAGCGAAAUACCAGUACUAUGUAAACAAUUAUUUUGCCAACAAAUUCAAUUAGAGAAGGAAUUCUCAAGUUCCAAUAUUGCAAGGAUAUUUUAAAAAUAUUUAAUGCAAGAAUUUUGACAUUUUCUGAGAAAGGAAAAGAUUUUUCUUUUAUCAAAGUGAAAUUGAAGCUGAAAUCACAUAGCAUUAGGAUUCUGGAAUGUCGUAUAGCUUAACCCGUAAUGUUCUAAGUUAGCCUCUCGGUUUUUUGUACAGCUCCCGGGCCCCUAAGAGAUGCCAUACCAAAUCCACUUAUCUUCCAAUGGAUCAGCCUGGUGACCGAAACAACCUUCAUUUGCUUUGCCCAAACGAUGAUCCACACACAAGAAUGUGGCACCAACCACAACCACUCAGAUGACCCACGCAGAAGAUUUACCAUUUAACUAUAUCUACAUCUAAACUAAACUAAACAUCUACGGCUAAAUCUAAAUAAAUAUAUAUUUAUAUUUAUAUUUAUACAUAUAUGCUAUGCUCGUAUACAAUGUGUAAGAUAAUAAGCUAAUCGUGUUUAAGUAAUCAAUGUAAACUAAAGUUUAUCAUAUCAUAUAUGAAUGAAUAUCUAUCUAUAGCUAAGUGUAAGGCCCUAACAUAUACAAAUCUAAUCUGAAAAGGAAUAAAAUAUCAUAGCUCGAUCACGUGCAAGCACUCAAAGUAUUUUCCCCUAAGCAAUUUCUCUAAUCGAAUCGAAGAAAAGCAAAAGAAAACAGAAGGAACAAAAGGCAUACGAAUUUAAGCUGCAAUUCUAUGGUUUUUACUGUAAGGAUACACACUGUAAAAUGGCAAAUAGUAAUUUUAUGGCACUAACUAGCCAAUAACACGUUAUUGCUUCUUCAGCUAGUCGGCAUAGAUGACAGAUAUACCCAGCAAGGCUUUCGGCGUAUGUACGAGUAUUUUCUAUCGUCUCUCCAAUGCUUACUGUUUAAGAAUGAAUGUAAAAUGUAAUGUAACAAAGCGACAAUAUGAAUAUAUUAUCUAAUGUAUGAUACUAAUGACAACUAUCCACGGCCCAUACAUACAUAUCUCACAUGCACAAGACUCUUGUCCUUGGACUCCACGCUCCCCAUACACCUGCUUAUUAAGUUUUUAUUUAUUGUGUGUCCCCGCGUAAGUAGAUAAAUAUCUUUUGAAUCGUAUGCUCAAUAUCGAUUUAUUCGAUAAAGUCGAAUCAGAUCAGAUCAAGAUAACCCCUAAAUAUCCUCUGAUCACACUCUAUAGAGAGCAUUCGAUAGACCGGUCGUAUUUAUUUUCGUUAUAAAGACUGAUUAGUAAUAUAAUACAUUUCGAAAUGCACUCCCAUCACAGAUUGUUUUUUUUUUAUUAGAAGAGAUCCGAAAAUAGCUUGAGAAAAUCAUAGCAAUGAUACGAUAGAGGAUAGGCCAUAAAUAUGUAUAGUUUAGUAUGUCAUCAUUAACUUGGUUCCUUUGUGAAACACGCACUAAACUAAACGAAAUAUCAGCAGCUAAAGAAACAAAAAACUUUUGUAAGAUAAUUUCAACUUAAUUAAAGAUUAAUUCAUAGGAAACAUCCAAAAGAUCUUGACUUAUUUAUUAACCUGGAUUAGGAUCUUUUCUGCGCCAGCGACACCACAUGGCGGCGCAUGCAUCUAAAAACAUUUAUAUUUAAAAUUAUAAAU
Drosophila serrata is the source of this 7171-nucleotide messenger RNA. It is a transcript of the gene tinc, whose product is annotated as transmembrane protein tincar. The record is from RefSeq and is a predicted model, not a curated record. NCBI's taxonomy places the organism in Eukaryota, Metazoa, Arthropoda, Insecta, Diptera, Drosophilidae.